AUGUUUAGAGUGUUGGGUGCUUUGACCGGCAGGAAUCAGCCUGCUGAAGAACUGUCUCAGGAAGAAAAGACGAAGCUUGUUUUGAAGCAGGCACACGAUUUUGAAGUAGCACUUCAAUCCAUGGAUUAUGUUCUUGAUGAUAGAGCGAAAGAGGGACUUAAACUUUUGAAAGAUAAUGAGAACAAGGAUGGCACAGACCAGACCAUAAAUGUAUUGGCAAGAGGCGUCAUUGAAUUUCUGGAAGCGACAUUGGGUUUUGAAGCACAAGAAAUGAGAAAGGCAUCAGCUACCCUUGCUAAGGCGGAGCAACUAUCAUUAAAAAGUCGGCAAAAUGUGCAAAAGAUGGAGCUUAAAAGUAGUUCAUUAUAUCCUCCUGGUACUGUUUAUGCAGUUACCUAUACUGAGUCAUGUCUGUUGCAUGCACUAUUAAUGCUAUUCAGCGAAAGCAUGAUGGAAGCUGCAAAGGCUCUUUUAAAGUUAAGGAAGGCAUAUUCUAUGCUGCAGGAAAUUUUUGAAGCAAUCAAAAAAGCUGAAAAAACAAAAUCAAAAGCUGCCCUUUCUCUUGACAAUGAAUCGAAUGAAUCUCAGACGAGCUUUGCAUCAGUUGAUUCUCCUUUUGCCUCUGCGGAUAUUCCAUAUAAACUAGGCCCUGAGGAGCAAGAAGAUCACGAUCUUUUAGAGUACGCUGAAAAGAUUCAUCGGAUGAGAACAAAAAGAUUAUGUGGCGCUCAUAUUGGUAACUCGCCAGCGAUAAACAGAUUGCGGAAAGAAUUGGGUCUCGAAGCUAUGAAAGAUUUGCCCAGUGAUGAAAUCAAAGAAUACGAUCCCAUUUUCGAUGCUGAUCUUUCACAAGCUACGAUAGAUGAAUUUAUUCAUUCGGGUGUGAACUUAUGUUUUGGAAUCUUGCAAGUUGUUCUUUCUUUGAUUCCUCCUACAAUCGGCGCUGUCCUAUCCAUCGUGGGAUUUCACGGUUCCAGGGAGGAAGGUCUCAGACUCAUUUGGAGAGCUACAAGGCAAAGGAAUGUUCAUGGAUGUAUUGGUCUCUUGGGAUUGAUGUUUUACUACGAUGGCCCUUUUCAAUUCACAGAUGAUGAUUUCGACAUUCCUGCCUUAAACUCACCUAGCAUCACUAAUACGCCAAGCUCUUCUUCCUUAGCGAAGACAAGGUCUCAAAGAAGUUCGUCCGGUGUGCAACUGAAGAAAAAUAGUACCAGCGACAGUACCACUUCUUUAAGAAAGAAAGAUAUCACAGAGAAUCAUUCUCCAUUGUCCAAAAAAGAUACGCGCAAUGGCUCUUUCAUGGAGGGCGAUUUAGAUGAUCCAACUUUACUGCAUCCAGGCAAGAUUCUUGAAGACGCACUCUUGAAGUCUAGGGCUCUAUUUCCAAAUAGUGCUCUAUGGUUGUUAAAUGAGGCAAGAAUGCUCUCUGGAAAGGGCCGUCUCGAAGAAGCUGUGAAUUUACUGGAUUCAAUUGAUGUAGAAAGCAUUCAGAUGCGACAAGUUAAGUCGCUCUUAGUCUUCGAUCGAGCAAUUACCCUUUCUCACCUUCAUAGAUAUGAUAGAGCAGCUGAAGAUCUAUUGUCAUUGAUGAAUAUAAGUGACUGGUCUCAUGCAUUUUACACAUACUUUGCUGGUUGUUGUUAUUUGGAAAACUGGAGAAUGUGCAAAAUGGGUUUAAUGGAAAGUGAAAAAGCUGAUUACUAUAAACAGAGAGCUACAGAACUUAUAUUUGAUGCACCAAAUCUUUUGGGCAAAAAAACGUUCAAAUCCAAGAAUUUGCCUCUUGAUAGAUUUAUGUUAAGAAAGGUGCAACAGUUUAAAUCCAUGCAAAAUGAUUUAGGUGUACCAGAUCCUUUAGACGCUAUUGCAACUUCACCUGUACAUGAGAUCUCUUACUUUUACAACGGUUACAACAGAAUGACAAAAUCUGGACUAGAACUUUCUACUAAAAUGCUGCAAGAAUUUCACAAUCCGGCGAUCGAUUGUAGAGACGAGGAUCAAGAGUUGAUAAAAGAUUUCUUGAUUUCUCUGUCAAUGAGAAGGCAGGACAAGCUGCAGGAGGGCUGUGCGAUUAUGGAUGAGAAGGUCUUGCCCAAAUUUUUUUCACUUGAAGACGGCAAAACUCGUUAUGUCAAGAAAACUGAAGAUCCCUGGCUCUACCCUGCUUCGCUUUAUGAGCGUGCUCUUUUCACCUGGAAACUUGAAGGUAUGGAUGGUCUACCCGAAAGCAGAGAAUGGCUACUUAGAGCUCAGGGAUACGCAGGUGAUUAUGAAUUAAGCACACGUAUUGGCAUGAAGAUUAAAGCUGCCAUAGAUAGAGUGGAACAUUCCCUUGGAAUGUAA
Messenger RNA from Zygotorulaspora mrakii, 2343 nucleotides. RefSeq lists its product as uncharacterized. Bases 1 to 2343 code for a protein of 780 amino acids. Gene Ontology annotation, cellular component: nucleus; cytosol; mitochondrial outer membrane. Lineage: Eukaryota; Fungi; Ascomycota; Saccharomycetes; Saccharomycetales; Saccharomycetaceae. Gene Ontology annotation, molecular function: protein binding. The record is from RefSeq and is a predicted model, not a curated record. The transcript has a single exon.